Messenger RNA from Pseudoliparis swirei, 2738 nucleotides. Its product is annotated as tomoregulin-1-like. Bases 494 to 1546 code for a protein of 350 amino acids. The transcript is spliced from 9 exons. NCBI's taxonomy places the organism in Eukaryota, Metazoa, Chordata, Actinopteri, Perciformes, Liparidae. The record is from RefSeq and is a predicted model, not a curated record. Gene Ontology annotation, molecular function: protein binding.
CCCGGUGCGACCGACCUGCCGAACUUGCUCAUCGUCGCCGGCGCACACUCGCUCCUCUUCGGCCUGGAUGCUGCAGGAAGCCGCUUCGGCUCCUGGAUCUUCUCUCCGCGCCGGGUUAAGUGCGAGGCAGCGCGGUUGAUGGAGGCUCGGUCCGGGCUGCGAGCAGGCUGCUUUUAGGGGGUGGCGGAGGUGUGUGUGUGUGGGUGGGGGGUCGGUGUGUGAAGCCCCAGGCCCUGCUUUGCUUUGUUAUCCCGGGCUUCGUCUUGCAGACUUCCUCCUCCUCCUCCUCCUCCUCCACGGCCCUCAUCGUGUUUUCCAGCCGGGUUUCCCCUCCUGAGAGCCCGCAGAGGAACCCGUCUCAACGCGGGUCUCACGCGGCCGCGUCCACCGAGGGAAACGGACUCUUCUGAUCCCCUUGUGGUCUUUCUGGACCCGUGUUGGUCUCCCUUUGUAGACCUCUGUCUACCCCUACCCCCAUCCCCCGGACUCCAUCAUGGCUCCGGUGGGCCGGCUUCUCUGGUCCUGCUGCCUGCUGGUCCUGCUGGUCCUCCCCGCCGUCCGGAGCUCGUUCCCCCGCAGCGGUGCGGACUGCGGCGCCGGGAAGGCCGCCGACUGUCCAGACCUGUCGGAGAAGAAGAGCGACCUGCGCGUGUGUGACGCCAUGACGUGUCGCUACGGAGGAACAUGCCGAGAGAACGGAGCGGACAUCAAGUGUUUGUGCCAGUUCCACUGCCAUAAGAAGUACGUUCCUGUGUGCGGCUCCAACGGCGACACGUACCAGAACGAGUGUUUCUUGAGGCGAGUCGCCUGCAAGAAGCAGAGAGCGGUCAGCAUCGUGUCCCCGGGGCCCUGCUACCACGAUGGAGCAUCAGGAUCUGGUGAUGGAGAUGAUGAAGGUUCUGGUCGAGGGAAGAAGGUUUCCAAAUGUGGGAACUGCAAGUUUGGAGCCGAAUGUGAUGAAGACUCUGAGGACAUGCUCUGCAUGUGUAACAUCGUGUGUAACGGACACAACGAUAACCCGGUGUGCGGCGGCGACGGCGUGACGUACGACACGCCGUGUCACGUCAGAGAGGCGGCCUGCCUCAAGCAGCUGAAGAUCGACAUCAGACACGUGGGCCGCUGCCAAGCAGAUAAAAGCAGGAAGGACGACGGCCUGAAGACGAAGCCUGACGUCUACAGCAAGGGCCCCGGGGAGGAGGAGGCGGGGCUUGUGGACAGCCCCGCCCCCUGCGCUGAAGACUACGCCCAGUUCUGUGAACACGGCCAAUGUGAGAUGAGACACAACCUUCCCACCUGCAGGUGUGAGGCGGCCUACGGGGGUCCUCAGUGUGACGAGCUGCUGGACUUCAACAUCCUGUACGUGGUCCCUAGUGGCCAGAAGCUGCACUACGUCCUGAUCGCCGCCAUCAUCGGGGCGGUGCAGAUCGCCGUCAUCGUCGCCGUGGUGAUGUGCUUCACCAGGAGGUGCAACAAGACGAAGCGCGGCCGGCGCCAGAAGCAGCACCUCGGUCACUUCCCGUCAGGAACCUCCUCCAGGAUGAUGUAGCUCCUCCCCCUUUUCCUUUUUAUGAAAUACCAGAAGUCAAAUGUUUUCGUACUUCAGACUUUUUGAUAUCCACCUGUUGGCCUCUUCCUCUUCCUCCUCUUCCUCUUUUCUCUCUCGCUUUUUUCAAGAACUUUUUUUUGACUUUCUUCAGGGGCCUUAUUCUUAAUAUUUGUUUCGUGGAACGCUCAGGAUCCUCCGGCGGGAACUUCAUUCAUCUGACCGUCCACGAACACAUCGUGUCUUUUUGUUGCGUGGGACGUGGAGCCACGCCCCUUCUGUGCUUUUGGUUGACCUUUAUUUUGAAGGGACACUAAAAAAAAUGUAUUUGAGCUCCGUUGGUGUGGCAUUAAGUCAGAAAUGUUGGAGUAACAACUGCUGACGACUUCCAGAGAAAUGAAACAACCUUUGACUCCGAUGUCAAAAUAAAAGUCUGGUUCGAAUGGGAAAGUUUAAAUACUGAUAUUAAUAUUCAGACUCGACAUAGUUUGAAGGUUAUUUAAUUUCAACGUGUUUACGACUGAUUCAACCUUCAGGUCCUUGUGAGAUCUUAAUUAUUAUUAUUAUGAUUAUUGUUUACUUCUGAAGUUAGAAUACGCCUUCAAAAUAAAAGUACAGAUUAGGUUGAUUUUCUUCUGUGUUUCCAUGUGACUUUUAAUUUGAUGUUGAACUGUUUGGUUCCUCGUGUUUGCUUUGUGUAGUAACGCCUUAAUGCUCCAGGGGGCGCCAUGCCCCAGGACUACAGGUCCACCAGGGACCACCAGGGACCACCUGGGACCACUGAAGCCCUCUGGGGGGUUUUUGUUGCAUCACACGAGGUCCAAAAAAUAUCUUUCACGUGAACUUCAAUGAACUUUAUUUCAUUUUUUUGUCUUUUUGUUACGAAGCUCAAGAAAACCAAAAUGCUGUUUUUAUACCGUUAGAAACAAAAACAGGAAAACAAAAAACAAGAUGAUGAUGAUGAUGAUGAAGAAAUGGAUGAAUAUUUUAUUUGACGACAUUCUUCUUGGUGUUUGUUGACGAGCUGAAGAUAUUAUUGUUAUUAUUGUUUCUGUUGCGUUUCUUGUUCUUUGGUGUUGUGGUUGUUGUGUUGAAGGUCAGAUCUGGGGUCACUGUAGCUGUUGCAUGAGCCGGUGAACUUGUUGUUAGACGUGUCGUGGAAGUAGAAUUAUUAAAUUAUGACCUUUGACUUUCA